This is a messenger RNA of Giardia duodenalis, 726 nucleotides long. Its product is annotated as Ribulose-phosphate 3-epimerase. The coding region runs from base 1 to 726 and encodes 241 amino acids. Gene Ontology annotation, biological process: carbohydrate metabolic process; pentose-phosphate shunt; pentose-phosphate shunt, non-oxidative branch. The record is from RefSeq and is a predicted model, not a curated record. NCBI's taxonomy places the organism in Eukaryota, Fornicata, Diplomonadida, Hexamitidae. Gene Ontology annotation, molecular function: D-ribulose-phosphate 3-epimerase activity; metal ion binding. The transcript has a single exon. Gene Ontology annotation, cellular component: cytosol.
AUGACGUUGAUUGCGCCAUCAAUCCUCUCAGCUGAUUUUUCCAAGCUUGGACAGGAGGCUCAGGAGGUCCUCAACUGUGGAGCAGACUGGUUACAUGUGGAUGUAAUGGAUGGAAACUUUGUCCCCAAUCUGACCAUUGGCCCGCCCGUCAUCAGUGCCCUACAUGCUGCCGUCCCCAACGCAUUUUUAGACUGUCACUUUAUGACCAAUGACCCAGGGUUUUGGAUUUCAUCGACCGCUAAGGCAGGUGCUUCCACCUUUACCUUUCAUAUUGAGGCUCCCUCCGUGCGUUCUGGUAGGAACUCACCAUACAUAGAUCCAGACGAAGAUCUGGAAGCUAUCAAUACGGCAUGCGCUCGAUUGGUCGAGGAAAUAAAGGCACACGGACUCAAGGCAGGCCUUUCCAUCAAGCCAAAGACACCAGCUUCCGUCAUUGGCGACGACUUGUUAAAGGCCUUAGAUCUGGUUCUUCUUAUGACUGUAGAGCCUGGCUUUGGUGGUCAGAAGUAUAUCCCAGAGGCCGCUGAGAAGGCGAUUCAGCUGAAAAAGAGGAGAAGCGAUUUACUGAUUGAAGUGGAUGGAGGAAUUUCGGAUGCGACGAUAGAUCAUGCAUGCUCCUGUGGAAUAGACGCCUUCGUGGCAGGCUCGUACAUAUUCGGGGCGUCCGAUAGAAGCAUUCCCAUCACCCUACUCAGAAAACAUAUGGUGUCAUGUAAACGUGCUUAA